AUGACAGUCAAUGGGUUGAAAGCUCCGUUGGAGCUUGAUGUGGUCACUCCUAACUCCUCCAAAACCCAAAAUGUUGACCUCGAAGGCACGAAAGACAAUGUGUUAGCAGAAGAACCCGUUCAGGAGCAACAGAGCCAACCCCGGAGCAAGUUCCGGAAGGCUAUGAUCUUGACUGCCCUCUACCUUUCCCUGUUUGUUGCUGCCUUGGACGCCACUAUCGUUGCCACAGCUGUUCCCAUUAUCACCGCCGACCUAAAAUCUGCUGGUGGUUAUAUCUGGAUUGGUGGCGCAUACCUCAUUGCCAAUGCCGCGGCCGCGCCGAUUUGGGUCAAAUUGUCAGACAUCUGGGGGCGCAAGCCGAUCUUCCUUGCCGGAAUAGCUGUGUUCUUUGCCAGUUCAGUUAUUUGUGCUGCUGCAGUGGACAUGCGGAUGCUUAUCGUUGGCCGUGCCAUUCAAGGAGCUGCUGGAGGUGGCUUGAUCUGUAUGGUCAGUGUCGCAAUAUCAGACCUCUUUAGUGUCCGCGAGCGAAGCCUCUGGCUUGGAUUUUGCGAAGGGGUUUGGGCUCUCAGUGGCGCCGUCGGGCCACUUCUUGGUGGUGCCUUUGCCGAAAAGGUUAGCUGGAGAUGGUGCUUCUACUGCAACCUGCCCAUUGCUGGUACAGCAUUCAUUCUUAUCUUCUUCUUCCUCAACGUCCACAACCCUAGAACACCGGUACUCGAGGGCGUCAAGGCUAUUGACUGGUUUGGUUGCAUCUCGAUAGUAGGGGUAGUGGUGAUGCUACUCCUAGGUCUCGACCUGGGUGGUGCUGUUUACCCUUGGGGCUCAGCCAAAGUCGUCUGCCUCCUUGUUUUCGGUGCUCUUAUGAUUUUGAUUUUCAUUUAUAGCGAGAGAAAACUUGCCAAAUAUCCGGUGAUUCCGCUGGCAUUGUUCGGAGCGAGAAACGGCGCGACUCUCAUUGUCACCUUUUUCCACGGCUUGGUCUUCAUAGCAGCAGAGUAUUAUCUGCCUCUAUAUUUCCAGAGCGUAAAAGAAGCCUCCCCGCUCCGCUCAGGUGUACUUCUCGUACCUUUGAUUGUUGCCACCGCCGUCACAGGCGUCUUAAAUGGAGUUUUCAUUCAUCGGACUGGACAAUACCGUCCCCCCAUGUGGUUGGGUACCAUUCUACUGACAAUUGGAAAUGGGCUCUACAUUAUGUUCAACCCCGACACUUCAAUUGGCGCUAUUGUAGCCUUCGAGGUCAUCGAGGGCAUAGGGUCCGGUCUGCUGUUUGAGCCGCCCCUGCUUGCAAUUCAGCAAGGUGUGGCACAAGACGACGUCGGCACUGCCACUUCCACACAGAGUUUUGUUCGCAGCAUGGCCCUCUCAUUUGGUGUCAUUAUCGGUGGUAUAGUUUUCCAACAAAGCAUGGAUUUACGUCAACCUGUUUUGCGAGACGCUGGUCUUUCCGAGUCGGUGCUCGAACACCUCUCCGGAAAGAAUGCUGGAGCAAAUGUUAUGAUUGGCCAUACUCUACCGCCGGCCCAAGAGCUUGCUGUGAAGCAAGCGUUCUCCUGGAGUAUAAGAAACAUGUUCAUCAUGUUCACAGCCUUCAGUGCUCUUGGGGUCGUUGCGAGUCUUUUCAUCAAAACCCACAAGCUAUCUAAAACUCACAUUGAAACUGUGACGGGUCUCAAAAGGGACAUUGCCAAUUCUGAUGCCUGA
This is a messenger RNA of Exophiala aquamarina CBS 119918, 1701 nucleotides long. RefSeq lists its product as uncharacterized. The record is from RefSeq and is a predicted model, not a curated record. NCBI's taxonomy places the organism in Eukaryota, Fungi, Ascomycota, Eurotiomycetes, Chaetothyriales, Herpotrichiellaceae. Bases 1 to 1701 code for a protein of 566 amino acids. Gene Ontology annotation, biological process: transmembrane transport. The transcript has 2 exons. Gene Ontology annotation, molecular function: transmembrane transporter activity.